Messenger RNA from Leptopilina boulardi, 3221 nucleotides. RefSeq lists its product as uncharacterized. Bases 255 to 1478 code for a protein of 407 amino acids. NCBI's taxonomy places the organism in Eukaryota, Metazoa, Arthropoda, Insecta, Hymenoptera, Figitidae. The transcript is spliced from 3 exons. The record is from RefSeq and is a predicted model, not a curated record.
CAGCCCUCCAGAUUGCUGUACAGUCUGACAGCGUCAGGAGCUCUUUCCCAUUUAUAUAUUUAUUCUCCAUACAGUUCACCCACAUCCACCGUCAGUGAAUGUUUUCAGUGAUUCAAUUAUAAUAAAAAAGAAGGAAUUUUUUUUUUCAUCAAAAAAUUUUUUCGUGCGUGAAAUUUUGUUUCUUCAUUCAAAAAAAAUAAAAAAAAAAUUUAAGUUUAUCCUUGUCGGAAUAAAAAAAAAUAUAAGUGAACAAAAUGAAGAUUCUAUUAUUGCAGUUAUUUGCAGUCGUUUCGGUCCUUGGGACACAAGUGUCAGGAUAUCCACAGGAACGUUCAACUUCAGAUGUGGAAUUUGAAUCGAAACACCUGCCUGCAUAUGAGGAUUCGGUAGCGGCUGCCUCGGAUGUUGAGGAAGCCUACGAUGAUGGCGACGACUCUGACAUGUUUAUGGAACCAGACGAAAUGGAACCAAGCGAAAGUCAAACAACAAAUCAAGAAUCAUUAAAAUCAAUAUCAAAAAUUGAUGGUCCUGAACAAAUAACAGUAAUUGAGGAAGAAGAAGAAGAAGAAUCAACAACAACUGUUCGCAGUGAUGAAAAAAUUAAUCCCCAAAUUCGCAAUGGUCAUCAACAAUCAAAGGAACAGGUUCCAGCAUCAACAAUAUUGAAUGUAAAAUCAAACGAACCUACUGUCAGUGUAGUAGCAACUGUUUCUCAAGAAAGUGAUUUUAACAAUAAAAAUAAUAAUGACAAAAAAGAAGAAAACGAUUCAUCGGAAAAAAAUCUCGAGACAGAUAGUCAAAAUUUCUUCCCUUCAUUUGCUGAAUUAUUCACAAAUCAUCGACUUCCCUAUACGGAACAUCAACAACGUUAUAGACCAAAUCGAUUUUUAGGUUAUUUCCAACGUGACAGAGGUAAUAAUUAUCAAACAGCAGCAUCAUCAUCAUCAUCCUCAUCAUCAUCGUCACAACAAAAAGAAUCUCUUCAUCCAUUACUUGGUUCGGGUAAUUUUGGUGUUAUUCGAGGUGGAACAUAUUAUCCUGAGGAUAAAGAAAAUGAUGAAUAUUCAAUUGAUGAAUCAAUUUAUAAUCCCUAUUAUCAUGGCAGUGGUCGUAGUCGACAUAAUUAUUAUAAAAAUCCAAAACCACAACCAGUGCGUGGUGGUGAUUUCUUUGCUAAUUUCCGUGAUUUUGCUGAUAUUACAGCGCCACCAAAAUCAAGUUUUUCACAUUUAUCCGUUGUUUAUGCAAAUAAAAAUGGUAGUAGUACAGCGCGCGUCAAUGAUCAACCGAGAAAUAUUUUUGAAACAUUGAGAAUGUUAGAGGAGGAGGAAUUUAAUGCAUCAACAAUAACAACAACUGAACAACCACAGAAAAAGCUAAGUCAGGGUAAAAGAAAAUUAAUGAAAAUGAAAAAAUAUCAAGAUGAAAAAGCCAGGAAGUCACGCAUGACAGUGGAACCUCUUUUGGCACUUAGUUGAAUAUUUGCGUUAGGUGAAUAACUUUUUUUUUUUUUUUUUUUUUGGUAAUACAAAAAAAAAAGUGUACAAAAAAAAAAGUGUUGUGAACGCUUUGGGAGUUAUCCCAAUUAAAAAAACAAAAAAAGAGGAAGAAGAUGAAGAAGAAAAGAAAAUGAAUCUGGCCAUGAGAUCAGAACCAAAGUCUGAGUUAAAUAAAGCGUCGUCAUAAACUAUAUAUUGUUGGGGGAAAAAAAAAAAAGAAGGAGAUACCUGACGAGAUGUGAGAAGGACCUAAGAUUAUAUUUGUGAGAUGAGAGUCAGUUUUUCCCUCGCGCAUCAAAUUUGAGACACACUGGAUUUUUAAGAUCAUACCGGAGGAAAUUUCAAUUUUAUUAUUUUUCCAAAAGAUCUUUUUUUUCUAAAUCAUCAAAUUUUUUUUUUAGAUUUUAUUUUUUGAAUUAUCGGCUGAAUUUCAAUUUUUUUCCAAAAAAAAGAAAAAUAAAGAAAGAAAUUUUUAAAUCAAGAAACAUUGAAGAAAUGAAAAUUUUUGCCAGAAGAAAAUUUGUCAACAAAACAAAAAACAAAUAUGUGAAAAAAUAAAUCAAUUAUUUUAAAAGUGAAUUUCAAAAAAAGAAAUAAAUUAUUCAUAUUAAGAGAAAAUAUUUAACAUCGAAAAAAUUCUUCACCUGGAAAAUAAUUUUCACUGGCACAGCGAUAUGUUUCACUAAAAUAGCGAAAGUUUUCACUAUACCAGAGAAAUAUAUCGCUGUUUCAAACAUAUAUUUUUUCUGUCAACGAAAAUCAAUUUUACAAAAUUAUUUUUUUUAAUAAAAAAAUCUUCAAUUUUGAAAUUUUUAAUUAAAAAUUGUCGAUUUUUAGAUCUAAAUAUUUAAUACGUGACAAUUUUUGAAAAUUGUAAUUUAAAUUGAGAUUCUUUUGAGUAUGUUUGAUUCCGGUUUGAAUGUCACAACGACUUUCGUAUUCUUGCGAAACGAGAAUAUAAUAUUCGAAGCUGAACUGUCACGUUAAACGAAUGAUUCGCAAGUGAAUGUAUUCACUGGGAAAAUUCAAAGCAAAUUGACCGAAUAGGAACUGAAUAUAAAUAUAUAUAUAUAUUUAAAAAAAAAUAAUAAUCUCUCUCACUGACAAAAAAAAAAGCAAGAUGUUGUGACAGAAACAUUAUAUAUAUAUAAAUAGCUGGAAAGAAAAAAAAAUUUAACUAAAAUCUUUCUUCUAUUUUUAGAAUUAUUAAUUUUUCAAACGGACUGAAGUACUUUAUAUAUAUUCAUUUAAAUAUACAAAAAAAAAAUUUUUUUUUGCGAAAAUUUAUAUUAAUAUUAAAUAACAAAAUUUGUAAUUUCAAUAUAAAAUUUUGAAAAAAAUUUUAAUUAUAGCGAACUGAUUAAAAAAAAAAAGUUCAAUUGCCCUUCCGAUUCAUUUAACACAAGAUUUACGGUGAAGAAAUAUAUUUUUUGUCAACAAUUUUUUUUUUUUUUUUUUUAACGGACAUGAAUAAAUAUUUCUGUUUUUUUUGUCCAUGUAUUUAAAUUAAUUGGUUAAAUUUUUUUUUAAAAAAAUAUUUACAAAUUUCACCCUCGCUUUUCUUCACCGUUAAUUUUGAAACAUUGUUAUUUUUAUUUGUUGUUGAUUAUUGUAGCAUUUAGUUGUGUAGAUCGUAUUCGAAAAUUGCGGUGCUUUGAAAAGUGAUUGGCAUUUUCAGCACACAAUAUAAAAAAAUAAAUAUAUUUUUAUAAACCAGAAAAA